Molecule: messenger RNA, 4315 nt
Organism: Xiphophorus hellerii (green swordtail)
Lineage: Eukaryota; Metazoa; Chordata; Actinopteri; Cyprinodontiformes; Poeciliidae
Product: transmembrane protein 184B-like
Exons: 10
Coding region: 460-1740 (426 amino acids)
Source: RefSeq, a predicted model, not a curated record
CGCUCUCGGAGCAGAGUUCCAGCCAGCGGCUGUUGACACACAGCUUUAUGAUGUGGGCGAAGUAACGGUCUGUGGUCAUUCUGUUUUGGACUGGUUCUAAAAAAAAAAUAGUUAUCUUUCAUUUUACUACCGUUUUUGCGUGGGGCCUCUAACACGAGUUCAAUUCUUAGUUAUCUCUUCGUGUAAAGGCGAGGCUUUGGGCGGUGGGAAGCUUUGCUACUCGCUAGCUAGCAGCGAGCGGAUCAGCUGCCGAGCGGGCGACACUUCACAGCUUUUAUGGGAAGAGAGGGAGAAGCUUCCGGUGCUCGGAUAAUAAUGCAGUGAUUACAUACGUGGCUCGCUGUCGACUCGAUAUUAGCCGUUAGCCACUUAACUUUUAGCUUGGACUCGUGAAGGUUCACCAUUCAGCUGGAGAUGAAGAGCUAAAUUGAUGCUUGGAUUCAAACAUCUACAAAGGAGAUGAGUCAGCUUUGGUGGCGAGCCAAGCGCCUGUCGGAGAGGUUGGGAAGCGACUCUCCCGAUGGCCUUCCUCCGGGCAUCCCGAGCACCGUGGCCCCUCAGGGGUCCAACUCCUCCUGGGCUCCCAUCCCCCUUGUGUUCAGGCCGGAGGAGCCGUUCUUCCUCAUGACGUCCACUGCCCAGAUUAUCUCCGGGUUCUUCGUCUGGACGGCGCUUCUCAUCACGUGUCACCAGAUCUACAUGCACCUCCGUUACUACAGCUCUCCAAACGAGCAGAGACACAUAGUCAGGAUCCUGUUCAUCGUCCCCAUCUACGCCUUCGACUCCUGGCUCAGCCUGCUUUUCUUCACCAAUGAGGAGUAUUACGUGUACUUCGACACGGUCAGAGACUGCUAUGAAGCGUUUGUCAUCUACAACUUCCUGAGUUUGUGUUAUGAAUAUCUGGGAGGAGAGAGCGCCAUCAUGGCUGAAAUCAGAGGGAAACCCAUCGAGUCAAGCUGCAUGUACGGGACCUGCUGUCUGUGGGGAAAGGCCUACUCCAUUGGUUUCCUCAGGUUUUGCAAGCAGGCCACUCUCCAGUUCUGCGUGGUCAAACCUCUGAUGGCGGUCAUCACCGUCAUUCUUCAGGCCUUUGGGAAGUACAAAGACGGAGACUUCAACGUGGCCAGCGGCUACCUGUACGUCACCAUCAUCUACAACAUCUCUGUCAGCUUGUCGCUCUACGCGCUCUUCCUCUUCUACUUUGCAACGCGCGAGCUGCUCGUCCCCUACAGCCCCGUGCUCAAGUUCUUCAUGGUGAAGUCGGUCAUCUUCCUCUCCUUCUGGCAGGGCAUGCUGCUGGCCAUCCUGGAGAAAUGCGGCGCCAUCCCUCAGAUCAACUCCGCCGACUUCUCCGUGGGGGAGGGAACGGUCGCCGCCGGCUACCAGAACUUCAUCAUCUGCAUCGAGAUGUUUUUCGCCGCCGUGGCUCUGCGCCACGCCUUCACCUACAGGGUCUACAUGGACAAGAGGCUGGACUCGUACGGCUCGUUUCCCAUCUAUGGACAGUACGGUCGCGGCGCUCCGAUGAAGAGCAUCUCCAGCAGCCUGAAGGAGACCAUGAACCCGGGGGACAUGGUCCAGGACGCCAUCCACAACUUCUCCCCGGCCUACCAGCAGUACACCCAGCAGUCCACGCUGGAGCGCGGCGGGGGGCCGUCCCUGUCCCGCAGCCACAGCAACCUCAGCGCCCGCGGCGACAACGAGAAAACCCUCCUGCUGAGCUCUGACGACGAGUUCUGACCUCCGACCUCCUGACGUUUUACUCAAGCCUUAACUUUCAGCGGUGUUUUUUUUUUUUUUUUUUUUUAGUUUCCAUUCCGGAUGAGAGCGACAGCUCUGGUCGGAAACCGUGGCGACCGGAGGCGUCACGGAGGGACCAUCCCAGGCUUUUUGAAGGCCGACUUGUUACUCGUGGCGAUGUCAUAUAGCAGCUGUGGUUGUUACGGUUACAGAUGCUAGCUAAAUGUCUGCAUAUAUCAGAAUAUGGGUUAGUACUAAAUAACCGCGCCUGCUUAUAGCAUCUGGUUAAUGCACUUUAGAUGGUACAGCAGAGAAAAUAAGUGCCAUCUUCAUCUAAAACACACAGCUCUCUUAGUUUUUUGCUUUUGUUGGUUUCUUUUCUGAACAUUGCCAAAAAAAAAAGAGAGAGAGAGAAAUCUGAGCUCCUCUGAUUUUUAAGCGUAGAGUUGCUUUAUAGAGAAAGGUACGGAGAUUCAAUCUGCUGGCUUUAGGUGUGUUCUUUUUUAUUAUUAUAAAUAAUUUUAUAUGUCAUGCUUUGUGUACAACGCAUUAUUAACACACUAUUUGAGAAAUGUAUGUCAGAUAUAUUGUGGAUAUACUAUGUACUUUGUUAUUAUUGUAGGUUUGUUUGAUGAGGCGCAGUGACAGUGAGCCCAGCUGUCCGCCCAGACAGGACAGCUGUAGGAGAGAUUGUUUUGUUUUGACUUGGCGUGGGCGGGGGUUGGGGGAGGGCGGGGACCGGAAGUACGACGCCCACGCAGAUUACAGAUUACCGAAGAAGCCAUGCUUCCUGCUGAGCUGCCCCAGCUGUGAUAUGCUGGACUCUGUAAUCUUCUGAUUGAUGCCGUCAAGUUAAGCGCCGAGCCUGCUGCCCCCUGGUGGUUCCCACAUGUUACUGCAUUUCCAUCGCAGCGCAUUUCAGACGCAACUACUUUUGGAUAAAGGAAAGGCUUUAACUUUAAUGGAGUUGAUAGUCAUGACAACACGUGGAUUUUUACUUUUAUUUUUUUUUUGUCGUUGGAAGGUGUUAACAGAAAUGUGUUUCAGCAGGAAAAUCAUGAUUUCUGGUGUUUUUGCUGUCCUCUGCUGGCUUUAAUGACCUUUCUCCAGAACAUGAUGAAAACGUUUCCAUUUCAGCCAUUAGUCGCCGGUGUUGGUCAAGCCUUAUGUUUUAUGAAUGCAUAAUCCAAUCAUAUUUUAGGUAUAAAAUUGUUGCAGACAAAAACAAAAUACCUCAUAGUGCAGCUCAAAUGAAUGAACCGUUUCAGUGAAGGUGGAAAUUUUGAUGAGAACUUUAUUAUUUUUGGGGAUGUCCUGAUCUGAUGCAAAGUGUCACAUUUUUAAUUUGAGUCUGAACUAAACCCGACCACACUACUUGUUAUUUUCCUGAGUUAUUAAAAUCCACAGCCUUUGCUCAUGUUGCCAGUUCGCAAAAUGGGAUUAGUCGAAGUAACGGGGUUCCCCUCACAAAUCAAGCGUCUCUUAUGUUUACAGUAAUAUUCACAGUAGCUGCGUUUCCAUUGACCGUAUAAAUGCGCUUAAUAGUGAAUUUUAAAUUUUUUUAAAAAGUCACGUUUUUUUGAUAGAAUGUUUUUUUUGCACUGGGAUGAAAUUAGCGUAUUUCACAAAAAUGCAACAGAAACACUUUUUCCGAAUCUCAGGAAACAGCCGGAUGUUACUACCGGCGGAAAAGACGAAGGAGACGACAGGAAGCGGUAAGUGGAUUGUGGCGCACUGGGAUUUUAAUUACGUUUCUUGUCUAAUGGAAACACCGCAAUUGCAAAAGUUUUUUUUUCUCUCGAAAUUAGCAGAAAAAGUUUAGCACAUUUGUAAUGAAACGAAGCUAGUGAAUGAUGCUAGCUGUAGCUAGCGUUAUCCUACCAUUUCAACAACUAAUAUGUCAGCUCAUAGAGGGCAGUCGUUUUAUGUCUUGACACUAAUCUUUAGAGAUGAGAUCAAAUAUUUGUAAUUAUCCAGAAAAGGGAUAAUAUAGCAUUUGAAACCACUGGGAGCUAAUUGUGAUAAAAUAACUCCAAUCUGUAUUGGAGCCCCCCAAAAAAGUCCUGAUCAGGACAUCCCUGUUAUUACUUUUGAUUUUUUUUAAUACCACAGAAUAUUUUUUUUGCUUCAGCAGUUUUGCAGUUGUUGGCUGUAACUCUUAUUUCUUAAGGCUAUGAUUUGUGUGAUUGCAUUGCUUGUGUCUCCUUCUAUUAAGUCUUCAGUCAACUCACUCCAUGAACUUAAUCACUCAGUUAAUAUUUUAUCUGGCUGUAGAAUCUUUAAAACACUAUAAAAUAGUUUUUUAAAUUUAUGUAUUAAGUCUGUCACAAAUCUGGCAGCUUCAUUAAUUGUGUAUAUAAAGCACUGUGCGAUUCUUGUAGGGGAUGAAUGAGUGAGGAGUUGCUCAGUAGUGUUCUGUUUGAAUAUUUUAGCAUCGAGUUGUUUCACUUUUAUAUUUGCUGACGUUUUUUGGUUAAAAAACUUUUUAAUAUGUAUAUUGGUUAUUUGUUUCGAUGCUACGUUGACUUCAGUUGAUGUUGGAAAGCAAAUAAAGGAAAUAUGGGGAAAAAAAUUA